This is a messenger RNA of Tachysurus vachellii, 6813 nucleotides long. RefSeq names its product neuroligin 3a (gene nlgn3a). Bases 544 to 3081 code for a protein of 845 amino acids. NCBI's taxonomy places the organism in Eukaryota, Metazoa, Chordata, Actinopteri, Siluriformes, Bagridae. The record is from RefSeq and is a predicted model, not a curated record. Gene Ontology annotation, cellular component: postsynaptic specialization membrane; synapse; cell surface. Gene Ontology annotation, molecular function: neurexin family protein binding; signaling receptor activity. Gene Ontology annotation, biological process: chemical synaptic transmission; neuron cell-cell adhesion; postsynaptic membrane assembly. The transcript has 8 exons.
GCGCGUGUCCGUGCUGCGCGCUCCCGUGUAGACAGCGCGAGGAGAGAGACUUCAAGAACGGGCAAGGAAACGGAUCGCGGAGAGAGAAAAAAAUCAUGAAAAUGCGCCCGGAGGGUAAAUGAAGGAUGUUUCCUUCCUACGGAAAAAAAAAAACGACCGUGUGAAUUUGCGUGAAGUGUCGUGAGGUGGGAUCUUAAAGAUCUGCGUAGGAUUACGGUUUUAGUAACGCAAUAAAACCGGGUAUUUUUUGGGGGGGAAUGAAAAUGUCAGGAAUGGAGGCUUUCAUAGUAGUUCACCAAAGCAGGACAGAAGAUUUGACACGUGGACUAAACAGCGAAUAAACACCCAGUUCUGAAAAGGAAUAAAGAACGUCUGUGGGGUUUUUUUUUGUAUUUUUUGUUUUUGUUUUUGUUUUUUUUACAUAUUUUUGGCCACGUAGCCCCUCCUUCGUGGCCGAUGACAAGAAUACGUGUUGAGAGCCUGAAGGACGGAGGCGUGUGCUGAGGGAAAGUGUUUGUCAGCAUCUCUGUGUUCUCACAAACCAUGUGGCCGAGGAAUCAGCUCUCAGUGGUCUGGCCUGGAUGCCAUGCCACCGGGCUGUGGAUAUGGUUGUUUUGCUCAUUUUUGGCAUUGGCACGGGCGCAGAGCUACUACCCCACAGUGAACACACAUUACGGAAAGCUGCGCGGUAUGCGCGUUCCACUUCCCAGUGAGAUCCUGGGCCCUGUGGACCAGUACUUGGGUGUGCCUUACGCCGCACCACCUGUGGCUGAGAAGCGGUUCCUGCCCCCCGAGCCACCCUCGUCAUGGUCAGGCAUUAAGAAUGCCACGCACUUUGCGCCCGUAUGCCCACAAAACAUCCACAACGCCGUGCCUGAGAUCAUGAUGCCCAUCUGGUUCACUUUUAACUUGGAUAUAGUUGCCACUUAUAUACAGGAGCAAAAUGAGGAUUGUUUGUACCUCAACAUAUAUGUGCCAACUGAAGAUGUCAAAAGAAUAUCCAAGGAAUGUGCCAGAAAACCCAACAAGAAAAUAUGUAGAAAAGGAGGGGCCCAUGCUAAAAAACAGGGUGAAGAUUUAGCAGAUAAUGACGGCGAUGAAGACGAAGACAUACGAGAUACCGGUGCCAAACCUGUGAUGGUCUACAUUCACGGAGGCUCCUACAUGGAGGGCACAGGCAACAUGAUCGACGGCAGCGUGUUGGCCAGCUACGGCAACGUCAUCGUCAUCACGCUCAACUUCCGGGUCGGCGUCUUAGGCUUCCUGAGCACAGGUGACCAGGCCGCUAAAGGUAAUUACGGCCUCCUGGAUCAGAUCCAGGCCUUGCGCUGGAUCAGCGAGAACAUUGGCUACUUCGGUGGCGAUUCUAACCGCAUCACAGUCUUCGGCUCAGGCAUCGGCGCUUCGUGUGUGAGCCUGUUAACCUUGUCCCAUCACUCAGAAGGUCUGUUUCAUCGUGCUAUCAUCCAGAGCGGCUCGGCACUAUCCAGCUGGGCUGUCAACUACCAGCCUGUGAAAUAUACGCGUCUGCUCGCAGAGAAGGUGGGCUGUAAUGUGCUGGAUACCAUGGACAUGGUGCACUGCCUGCGUAAAAAGAACGCCCGUGAACUAGUAGAGCAGGACAUCCAACCUGCACGCUACCAUGUGGCCUUUGGGCCAGUGAUUGAUGGUGAUGUGAUCCCAGAUGACCCAGAGAUCCUCAUGGAGCAGGGCGAGUUUCUCAAUUACGACAUUAUGCUUGGCGUGAACCAGGGUGAGGGCCUUCGCUUUGUAGAAAAUGUCGUGGACUCUGAAGACGGCGUCUCAGGCAACGACUUUGACUUCUCUGUGUCUGACUUUGUAGACAGCCUAUAUGGCUACCCAGAGGGGAAAGACACUCUGAGGGAGACUAUCAAGUUUAUGUACACUGACUGGGCUGACCGAGACAAUCCAGAAACACGACGCAAGACCCUUGUCGCACUCUUCACUGACCAUCAAUGGGUGGAACCAUCGGUAGUGACAGCUGACCUGCACGCUCGCUACGGCUCACCCACCUAUUUCUAUGCCUUCUAUCACCACUGCCAGAGUUUGAUGAAACCCGCCUGGUCAGAUGCGGCACAUGGAGACGAAGUACCGUAUGUCUUUGGAAUCCCCAUGAUCGGUCCUACUGACCUGUUCCCCUGCAACUUCUCUAAGAAUGAUGUUAUGCUCAGUGCCGUGGUUAUGACCUACUGGACUAACUUUGCCAAGACUGGGGACCCCAACAAGCCAGUGCCCCAGGACACCAAGUUCAUUCACACAAAAGCCAACCGCUUUGAGGAAGUGGCCUGGUCCAAAUACAACCCCCAGGACCAGCUGUACCUCCACAUCGGCUUGAAGCCACGUGUUCGUGACCACUACCGUGCUACAAAGGUGGCCUUCUGGAAGCAUCUGGUGCCACACCUUUACAACCUGCAUGAUAUGUUCCACUACACUUCAACCACGACACGAGUGCCACCCCCUGAGACCACGCAGAACUCACUGGCCACCAAGAGGCCUAAUGGCAAGGCUUGGAAUUUCAACACCAAGCGGCCCCCCAUGUCACCAGCUUACAACAGCGAGAGUGGCACAGAACGACGGAACAGCGCUGACAACGAUGAAACUGGACCAUUACUUGUCGAGAAUGCACGCGACUAUUCAACCGAGUUGAGUGUCACCAUUGCUGUGGGGGCCUCGCUGCUUUUUCUCAACGUGCUCGCCUUUGCUGCACUUUACUACCGCAAAGACAAGCGGCGCCAAGAGCAGCGGCCACAAGGCAGCCCACCUCGCACAAACGCCAACUCCAAUGUCAAUGGUACCAGCGUUGAGGAUGAGAUUGCAUCACUGCAAGUGAACCAAUGUGACGCCACACCAUCUGGAGAGGCACUGCCGCUCACCGCACUUCCCGACUACGCGCUGACUCUGCGCCGCUCACCGGAUGACAUCCCGCUCAUGACGCCCAACACCAUCACCAUGAUCCCCAACUCGCUGGUGCCCAUGCCCAACCUGCACCCAUAUAACACCUUCACAGCCGGCUUUGGCACAGCCGGUCUGGCCCACUCACACUCCACCACCCGUGUAUAGCUUUAAUGAGGGUGCAGAAGAGUAUUGGGUUUUGUAGGAAUAUCACAGUUAUGGAAGAGAAGAAAAGAAAGAUUUUGAAUAGACAUUUUGUCACAAGCGGUUGUUUUCUGAAUGUCGAUUCAAUUCGAUUGGUUGUGAACUACUCCAUGUUCCCUUCCAAUGGGAUGAGCAGUUCGAGCAGUAUUUUUUUCUAAUAAUCAUUUUAAAAAUUGGGGGACAACCUUUUUAAGAAGACUGGGCAGUUAUUGGCAACACUUCUUUUGAAUAAUUAACAAAAAUGAAGAAAAGUGCUUUUUAUUUCCCAUUUCGUUCUCGUGUGGGAAACACAUUUCAAAACAAUGGCCUCUCAGAUGACAUUCGCAUAAUGCGUGUUGCUUUUUUCUCAUCAAUGCCUUACAUGCCAGCUUGAGUUUUAGUUUUGUCCUUUUUAUCUUUCAGUGACAUGAGCUUGCCUGGAACUUAUUUAGCCAGAGUCGUUGGAUUAAGAAAGAGUCAUAGCAAAAAUACGGAGAGAAACGAAGCAAUCCAGACCAGCUUUUUCAGUUGCAUAUACUCAUACAUGGUUUUACCUUUUUUCCUUAUUUCCAGUAACAAUAAUUUGUCUGAUCCCGACUCUGUCGUGAGACAAGACUGAAGAUACAGACUUUACUGUGAGUGUUUUGUUAAGAAAAAUUGCAUAUUUUAUGACAAAAUGAACUAUCUUCAUGAAAUGCACACUUACACACGUACUGUGUGUGUGUGUGUGCGCGCGUGUGUGUGUGUGUGUACAUUUACCCUAUUUUUGGUUGAACAUUGUGUCUUUGGGGUGGGACAAGGAGGGCUUCUUUACCAUGUUGAUGAUUUUCACCAGUAGUGUUUGAGCUGCACCUCUGCAAAAUAGCACUUUUUUGUUCUUUUAAAAAGAAGUUAUAUAUGUCUAAUUUUGCUUAAGAAUUACAAAAAUAAAUAUAUUAUUUUACAUGUAAAAGAAAAAAAUAGCUUAAUAUUCAACUGAACUAACUGACAUGAUUCCACUGACUUUGGCCUGUUUGCACUGAAUAAUAUUAGUUCAGUGAAGACCUGUUUCUAUAUAUAUAUAUAUAUAUAUAUAUAUAUAUAUAUAUAUAUAUAUAUAUAUAUAUAUAUAUAUAUAUAUGGGCAUACAUUCAUAUAUGUAUAGGGCUUUUAUGAAGAUUAUACUCCCAUUGAUCUCAACAUAUUAACGACCAUUUACUACUAGAUUAAAAGCAUCACUAUCCAGAAAGCUGAGCGAUUAGUGUUUGUACUAGUCCAAUUUUCCAUAAACACCAUAAUCCCAGGCCACACCAAUUGUCUUUUUAACAGCUCUAUAUGUAUAUUUAUGUAUAAAUAUAUUUAAUAUUUAUUUAUGUAUACCAGAUGUAUACAUGCUGAUUGUGCCAUGUGCCAAAUUAAAUCAUAAAACUGGAGAAGACAUGUUGCAAAAACAUAUUAUUUCUCAUCCAGACUUCCUCUGAUUUUUUUCUACUCAAUUUCAUUGCAUCAGAUUGUGUUAGUUUUUGGUCAAACUGUCAAAACAACCUGUUUAUACCGUCAAAUGCUGUUCUCCCUCCCUCCCGAACUGAGAGGAAAACAUCCUGGCAGCUCUGGCAGCCAAGAUCAAAUGAAAAACAGGAAGGAAGUCAGUGGUCCAAAGAGAUGAAUUUGUAUUAAAGGCACGCAAGUUUCAGUCAGAGGUUUUAACUAGUUUGAGCUCAUUGAUAGUCAAUCAUGUGGUAAACGCGGCACUAUAUUGUAGAGCAAGUUACCGAAAUCAAGCUGAGCAUGGGGUUCCCAGUCAAUAACACACUUAUGCUUGUUCACAUUAAUCAACAUCCUCCUGCUCAUCACAAUAACUCUUGAAUGCACUUUUAUUAAAUCUUGUACUAAAGAUUUGUGUAUAUAUUUGGCCACAAAUUGAGAGCAGACAUUUCCCCAGAAAGUCUCUACUCAUCACCAUCUCCAACUAAAAUGUACACAAAUACUUUUGACUGUCUUAAAAACCAUAGUUAAAUGGUAAAAAUAAAUUACUUCCCCUUUGGCUGUGUGGACUGCAGCAAAAAAAUUGGAAGCCGUCAAUGCUUGGAGUUUGUAGUUGAUGAGUUAAUUAGUGAAAUUCCUUAGGAAGGACCUUUAACAGAAGUCAACGCUCCAAAACGAGGAUACAACCUUCUUCGAGGAGGUGACUAGUGUAGAGAUUAAAGAGCAAGAUUUACUAUCCAACUGUUUAAAUUCUUUUAAUGAGAAGAAAGUUCAUAUAAAGACCACAAUGUAAACCUUCAGCAUUAUUUCUUUUGACCAACUGAGUCAUGGCAGGUGGCCAAUUAGAAUGUAGCUCUACUUCCAGUUCCUCACAACAUGGGGAUUAGAUGCUUUGUCUCAUUCGAAUACCUCCAAGCAAGCAGCAGUUGGUCAGAGCAGGGAGUUGAAAUACUCCUAGAAUCAAUAUCAUUUUUAGAAUAAAAUAUUGCAGAUUAUAAGCAUUAGAACAGCAGGGGUCCCUGCUGAAUGGAAAAUAAUUGCAGAACCUACAUCAUUCUUUACAUAUGUUUAUGUGUAAUUAGUUGGUUAAUGAUUUUACUCUUAGCUUUCAGCACACUGUUCAGGUUCAUUUGUUUAAAAUAACCAGUAUGUCAUUUAUGCUAUAGUUAUUUUUAGGUCCCGUCUGUAAUAGCUACUUUAAGCUUCACAAAGUCUGUCAGUGCUACUCCCUGCUGCAUAGCACACUCUAUUCAUACAGCUCCCUGCUGAUCCAGUGACCUGUUUGCACAUGAGUUAUUGCGCUCCAUACAGCAACGGUGUGAGUGGGUGUAACUGGAUCUAUUUAUUUGUGGUAGUGUAUAUUGUUGUAAAGAGAAUGUAGUGACACAAGGAGCAUCACUGAUUUCAUCUGAAACUCUGGUUCAUAGCAAGACACACCUCAGAGCUUUUUGUUCUUCAGGAACUGAAUGCGAUAUUAAGAGAGAGCAAAAUUUGGGCAGACCAUGGCAUAGACUCUGAGGAAGGCAGGACUCCCACCCUCAACUCUAAGCAAUGGCAGCUUGCCUAAAGGAUUGAUCAAGAAGGGUAUUCGAUGAAGCAUCUAAUCCCCACAUUGUGAGCUGAAACUCACUGCACUGCCCUGGAGGACUAGGCAGAACUGUGAAACUGGAUGUUUUUCUACCAUGAUUGCUGUCAAGGCAGUUGCACUGGCAUGCUCUCAAAGAUAUAUCAAAACUACAUCUCUAUGUCUCAGACAAAGCACUGUUUCAUUACUGAGCUGUUCAUUUUUAACCUCUUUUACUUUGCAUUUUGUUUUGCGUUGGCCCCCACCAUUAACAUGGAUUCUUUAAGGAUUUUGCCUUGUCUUAGCCAGAUUAAUAACCAAACACUUGGUAACUGACUGAAGUGAAGUGAUAUUUUCUACUCUACUAAUCUGUGUAGCAUCUUCUGUACUAUGUUGAAUAGAAGCAAAAUCCCAUCAUUUGUUAGUGCUUUUUUAAGUGUAAAAACAGUGGUUUGGUUUAAGAAGAGACUGAAGUUGUUCUCAUCAUUAUGUUGCAGUUCUGUGCAUUUAUGUGUAAUGGACAUUUUCUUUGCAAUACACUGGUGGCAAUCCACUUAAUCAUGUAAUUCACUAUUUAUUGUCUCAGUAUCUCUUCAUCCUGUUUGUAAGUAAUGAUGAAAGAAAGAUGGCCGGGUAAAUGCCAGAAGAAUUAUGAUAAUCAGACACUAAGAUAUGAACAGGAAAUAUGA